This is a messenger RNA of Macrobrachium nipponense, 567 nucleotides long. RefSeq lists its product as uncharacterized. Gene Ontology annotation, cellular component: membrane. The record is from RefSeq and is a predicted model, not a curated record. Lineage: Eukaryota; Metazoa; Arthropoda; Malacostraca; Decapoda; Palaemonidae. The coding region runs from base 50 to 556 and encodes 168 amino acids. The transcript has 3 exons.
CCAUUCAUUUUUUUUUUUCACAGACUAAACAGAUCGCACCGCCAUCAAGAUGAGGCCGCAAGGGUUUCUGAAAAUGCUGGAGAUAGUUUUUGUCAUCGUCGCCUUCGGCGUUUUCCGAGGUGGUAAAGUGGGUCUCCUGAAUCUUGAUGCCACUUACUUUAUUUGUGGAGUUUUGGUUACGGCUCUGAUCAUCACGCCCUUGCUGCUUGUUUGUUACAUCAUGGGAGCAGAAAAUAUCCAGAAAACUAAUCUGGAAAUUCCCUUGAACUUCCUGCUAUUCGUGUUUCUGCUGACGGCAGGAUCUGUGACUUUGAAGGCAGGAUCUGAGAUUGUGGAGGUAGGAUCUGCGACUGUGAAUGGGAAUGUAGGACGUGCGUUUAAAGGCAUCAUUAAUAAGGUCCUCGGGGACAUAAAGGUACCCUCCAUUAACAUACCAAAAGAGGUAUCCUCCUAUAGCAGACCAGAUAACAUAGCGAUGGGAAGUUUCUGCAUUUUGGCUUCCGUCGCUUACUUCGGUGAUUUUGUCCUCUCGUUGUUGUAUUUCAAGAAUAAAUAAACCUGACAUCA